Molecule: messenger RNA, 1553 nt
Organism: Monosiga brevicollis MX1
Lineage: Eukaryota; Choanoflagellata; Craspedida; Salpingoecidae
Exons: 7
Coding region: 53-1156 (367 amino acids)
Biological process (GO): protein dephosphorylation
Molecular function (GO): protein serine/threonine phosphatase activity; cation binding
Source: RefSeq, a predicted model, not a curated record
CAGUCCGCGGCUCAACGGCGCGACACAGCUUUAUCAACCCGCACCGUUCACCAUGGGUAGCUUUUUGGACAAACCAAAGUAUGAGAAGGAAACACAUCAUAACCAGGGCAACAACCUGAUCUGGGCCCUCUCCAGCAUGCAAGGCUGGCGCGUGGAAAUGGAGGAUGCCCAUCAGGCUGUCACCGAUAUUCCAGAGCUCCCCGGAGGAAGCUUUUUCGCCGUCUUUGAUGGCCACGGUGGUGACACGGUCUCCAAAAUUUGUGGCACUGACAGUCUCAAGGCCAUUUUGGAAACAGAUAUCUUCAAGGCUGCCGAAGACAAGCUGAACCCGGAUAUGCUCAAGGAUGCUUUUCGCCAGGGUCUCCUUGAUUUGGAUGCCAGCAUUCGCGCAACCAACUCAGAUCUGGACUCUUGUGCCGAUCGCUCGGGUUCCACUGCCGUUGGUGUUAUUGUAACCCCCACCCACGUCAUCUUUGGCAACUGUGGUGACUCCCGUGCCUUUAUUUGCCGCAAUGGCAACGUCGUCUUUGCCACUGACGACCACAAGCCCACGAACGAGGGCGAGGUCGCCCGCAUCAAGGCGGCCGACGGUGAUGUCAGCAUGGGCCGCGUUUGCGGCAACCUUGCCGUCUCCCGCUCCCUGGGUGACUAUUUUUACAAGGACAUGCCCGACCUCGACGCCACGGCCCAAAAGAUUUCACCUGAAGCCGACAUGACCGUCAUUGAACGCAACCCCGAAGACCAAUUUAUGCUCAUUGCCUGCGAUGGCAUUUACGACGUUCUGACCAAUGCCAACGCCGCAGCCUUUAUCACAAACCAGCUCAAGGCUGGCUACAAGGCCGAAGAAGUGGUUGAGCGCCUGUUGGACUAUUGUCUGCAUUUGGAUAGCAAGGACAACAUGUCUGCCAUUCUCGUGCUCUUUGAAAAUGCUCCCAAGCCCGAAGAGGGCUUUGUUGCGCCGGAGCAAUUCCCUGACCCUGCGGAGACGUUUGCAUCGUCCGGCAACGGUGACAACGGCGUCGCCCAACCCUCUCCCGAUAACAUUCUCCAGCUCUUGUCGAGCAUGAUGUCGAACCAAGGUGGCGUCAAUGUUGUGCGCGCUGACGACAAUGGCGAUUCCGGCGCCGCUGCGGCAGACACUGCUGACAAGCAGUGAGUAAAAAGCUCAGUUUUGGCAAGUUUCUAGGUGAUCUUCCCCUUUCUGUAUAUCUCGCUCAGCCUUGCUCUUCGUUUUAUGCCUUGAAGGCCUCCACUCCCGAGCCGUCUUGUUUGACAUGUCCGUGUUGUUGGCGCUGUCCCGCAAGUUUUUGUUUUUUGUUUUUUUGUGUUUUGUUGAAAGCUGUUGAUGACGUGUGCCUACAGCCCCAUGCUCCGCCCGCCUCUUUGUUUCGUCUCCCACCCACCGCCAACUGAGUGCCUGGGAGCAGAGAAAGAGAGCAGAGAUUGCGUUUGCCCUUUCCGUCUGAAUUGCCGUCCGUGACUCCGAUGAUCUUCACCGUCCGUGACUCUUCCCUGCCCUGCAAAAUGUGUAUUAAGCAAUUGUACAUCCUGUG